Messenger RNA from Ogataea philodendri, 1848 nucleotides. RefSeq lists its product as uncharacterized. NCBI's taxonomy places the organism in Eukaryota, Fungi, Ascomycota, Pichiomycetes, Pichiales, Pichiaceae. The record is from RefSeq and is a predicted model, not a curated record. The transcript has a single exon. Gene Ontology annotation, biological process: regulation of transcription by RNA polymerase II. Bases 1 to 1848 code for a protein of 615 amino acids.
AUGUCUUUUGAGGAGAAUCUGUUACUUCAAGAAGCAAGCGAUAACCACCAUUUGGACGAGCAUCAGGCUCAUCUUCUGGACGACGAGAACGAGGCGUCAGUGGUUGGCCGGGCACUCACGGCGAUUGUGGAUAUUGGGUCGAAUGGAAUCCGGUUUUCGAUUUCUUCCGAGGCCCCCCACCACGCUCGAAUUAUGCCCUGUGUUUUCAAGGAUAGACUGGGCAUCUCGCUGUUUGACGUCCAGCUGCCGGAUUCCGCAAACUCGAACGUCAAAAAACCGAUUCCCGACGACGCUAUUAGGGAGAUUAUCCAGGCCAUGAAGCGGUUCAAAUGGAUAUGUGAGGACUUUGGUGUGCCUGAGAACGCCGUCAAGGUGGUCGCCACAGAGGCGACCCGUGAGGCAUCCAAUUCGCAAGAAUUCAGAGACAUCAUCUACAAAGCGACCGGAUGGAAGGUGUUUUUGUUGAGCAAAGAGCAGGAAGCCACAACCGGGGCAUUUGGAGUCGCAUCGUCUUUCCAUGAUAUUUCCGGACUUUUCAUGGAUCUUGGUGGCGGAUCCACACAAAUCAGUUGGAUCAGCGCCAAGGGCGGAGAAGUCAAGAUCAGCGAGCACCCGGUCUCACUGCCAUACGGUGCUGCCGCACUGACAAACAGAUUAAAGUUCGAAGACCACAUGUACAUCUACAACGAGAUCAAAAGCGCGUACGAGGUGGCACUGGAGAAGAUCGAUCUACCACAGGAACUUAUUGACGAGGCCGAGGCCAACGGCGGUUUCCGAUUGUUCUGUUGCGGAGGAGGACUGCGUGGACUUGGCCAUUUACUUAUUGCCAACGACCCAGAGUAUCCAAUCCAGACCAUCAUUAACGGAUACUCAACAACGUACGACAACGUGCGUAAGAUGGCCAACUACUUGCUGCUGAAGGGAGAGGUUCCAAGAGUGGCUUCCGGAGGAAAACUGUUCAGAGUGUCUGCCAGACGUGAGCAACAGCUUCCUGCCGUGGGUCUGCUUGUUUCUGCGGCCUUUGAGUCUCUUCCAAAAAUCAAAGCCGUUCAUUUCAGCGAAGGAGGAGUCAGAGAAGGUGUUUUGUACUCCAUGAUUCCAAACCAGAUCAAGAUCGAGGAUCCGUUGAUCACUGCCACUCGUCCAUAUGCUCCGCUACUUGCAGGCAAGUACCGGGAUCUUGUGCAAACCAGUUUGCCGGCCAAGAACAUUGUUCCCUCGGAAGUCACUGAUAGAGUUGUUCCUGCCCUGUGUAACAUUGCGUUUGUGCACUGUUCAUAUCCAAAAGAAUUGCAGCCUACAGCCGCACUUCAUAUUGCUACGACCGGAAUUAUUGCCGGCUCCCACGGGCUUUCUCACAAGAUUAGAGCGUUGAUCGGAAUUGCGUGCUGCGAGAGAUGGGGUGCCGAUAUCCCGCCUUCUGAGGAACAGCAUUAUUCCAGCCUCGAGAAGCUGGUUUUAGAUGCCGACCCAGAAAACGGUGAAAAACUCAUGUACUGGACCAAGUUCUGCGGGAAGAUGAUGCACGUUAUCUGUGGUAUCAACCCUGGUGGUAACAUCAGACCGGGAUCUUUGGUUUUCCAGGUCAAGGCCGAUACUCGAACCAGCGAGGCCAACCUUACAAAUGCCGUCAACGGGCUCGGCGACCUCAACGUUUCGGACGAUGAGACUACAGAGGUUAAGGUGAAGAACGAGGUUUCGGUGCUGCUUCCUAGAGACGACGUCAAGUACAGCUAUUCUGUUCGGAACCGUAUUGUGGGGUUGCAGAAGAAAAUCAAGAAACUGAACAAACGGUACAGCAUUAACGGGAAAGUGCGUGUGGUGAUCCGUUACGAAGACAUCGAGUAA